UAGGAUAUGACGCAAGAAGCAGUUCCUGUUUGCAUUUUGUCUGCUCUGUCGCUCGUAGAGAAGGUGGUGAAUGGAAAAUGGCGGACGGUGUGGAUCACAUCGACAUUUACGCCGACGUCGAGGAGGAGUUCAACCAGGAAGCAGACUACCCUGUUCACGACCAGAUAGACCUGUACGAUGAUGUCAUCUCGCCAUCAGCCAAUAACGGGGAUGCACCUGAGGACCGGGACUACCUGGACAACCUCCCUGCCCCGGGGGGGUCAGAGGGCAGCAAAAGUGCCCCGCCCAACGUAGUCUACACCUACACCGGCAAGAGGAUCGCCCUCUACAUUGGAAACCUCACAUGGUGGACGACAGAUGAAGAUUUGACAGACGCCAUCCGAUCAAUAGGCAUCAAUGACGUGCUGGAGAUAAAGUUCUUUGAGAACAGGGCCAACGGACAGAGUAAAGGGUUCGCUCUGGUGUGUGUGGGUUCAGAGGCUUCGUCCAGGAAGCUGAUGGACCUCCUCUCAAAGAGGGAGCUGCACGGGCAGAACCCCAUUGUCACGCCGUGCAACAAACAGUCCCUCAGCCAGUUCGAGAUGCAGUCCAGGAAAAGUCCAGGUACACAGUCAGGUCAGAUGUCCGGCGAGGGCAAGGCCGGGCCUCCAGGCAUCGGUCCGCGAGGAGGGUUCCCCAUGGGCAGGGGCAGAGGCAGGUUCCCCGGCCCACCAGGCCCAGGGGGAGAUCGCUUCCCUGGACCCAUCGGCCCCGGAGGUCCCCCGCCACACUUCCCUGGGUCAGGGAUGAGGCCACCAGAGCUCAUAGCCCAUAGACACCAGGAUGGCCAUCUGAUGGAUAUGAAUUUCAAUUGCUUCCCGCCGGGGCGAGAUGGCAACUGGCGACCCAGAGGUGGGAUGCAAGGACCUCCUCGGCCGCCACCCGGACCACCAGGUCCCCCCGGCCCCCCUCCCCCAGGACAGGGCCUCCCACCUCCCAUGUCUGGUCCCCCCAACCGUGGCGACCGGCCCCCUCCCCCAGUCAUGUUCCCCGGUCAGUUUGGUCAGCCCCCCAUGGGCCCCCUCCCCCCAGGCCCCCCUCCACCAGGCUAUGGACCCCCACCAGGGCCGCCUCCUCCACAACAGGGCCCUCCACCUCCAGGACCCUUCCCACCUCGCCCUCCAGGACCCAUCGGGCCCCCCCUUGCGCUAGCCCCACCUCCACACAUGGCCGGGCCCCCCCCAGGCGGUCCCCCCCCAGCCCCCCACGUUAACCCAGCCUUCUUCCCCCCUCCUGGGAACAACAACAUGCCCCCCUCAGACAGUCGGGGCCCCCCAGGACCCAACGACCCGUACGGACGCCCGCCGCCAUAUGACCGAGAUUACGGCCCCGGUGGCAGAAACCGCCACCCCCCUCUAAUCUGUGAGUUUGACCCCAGACCGCCUCGCGACCCCUGGACUAAUGAGGGGCUGGUCGAUAUGAAACAUGGCGGACAGAGCUUGUCUAGUGCGAGCGACCCAGGGGAGAUGGAUGCAGCACGGACGCCGUUGAGCGAAGCCGAGUUUGAGGAGAUCAUGAACAGGAACCGCGCCAUCUCCAGCAGCGCCAUCUCACGAGCCGUGUCAGACGCCAGCGCAGCUGACUACGGCAGCGCUAUUGAGACCUUGGUGACGGCCAUCUCUCUGAUCAAACAGUCCAAGGUGUCGGCUGACGACCGCUGCAAAGUCCUCAUAAGCUCUCUUCAGGACUGUCUCCAUGGCAUCGAGUCCAAGUCCUACGGCUCAGCCUCCAGAGGUCCCAAAUCAAACCCUAUCUCCUGUUUGGACAGACGAGAGCGGUCUAGGGAACGCGAUCACAGCCGUUCUCGCGAGAAGAGCCGCCGCCACAAGUCCCGUAGCCGCGAUCGGCACGAGGAUUACUACCGGGAACGCAGCCGGGAGCGAGACAGGCACCGGGAGAGGGACCGGGACCGCGAGAGAGACCGAGUAGGGCCUGGGAAGGGGGUGGCGGGGACCCGCUAAACCUAGCCCUGGGGCAGCGGCAUGGGGCCUGGGCCUGGAAAGAUCCAGGGAAAUACAGUUAACGGACGAGGAUCAGGAGGACAGACAGCCAACGCUCCAACUACUGGCUGCUUCUGGAACUACACCCCCUCAUCCACCACCUACCUGCGCCCCUGCUCUGCUCUCUCUCUCUGCUUUUCUGGCUGAGGACUGGGAUCCCUUCACAACUGUGUAAGAAAACAGUCUAGUUCUGUCAGUCUGUACUCAUGGUAAAACUGAAAAAAAAAAAAAAGAAAUAAGUGACUGCUCUUUUGAUCUUUUUAUUUUUACAACCGUUUUAUUUGAUAUGACAGUAUAACUACCUGUGUGAAGAGGUAAGCUUUGUGAACUGAGGGUAAAAUGUAAAGAAUAAAUUGCCUGCUCUAUCCAAAACACAUUGAUAAACAUAGACUUUACUUUUUUGACUUGCUAUAAUGUGUAAAUUGUCAGUUUAGAGUCGUUGUUUUUAUAGGGAUUUCAUUUUUUUGUUUUGUUUUCUUCUCAGUGUCCCAUUAGGAUAAUGUUUGUAAAUGUCUGCUUUUGAUGAUUAAAACUAGAAUCUGUGUUGUAAUAAACUGUUUGUUGGGGUUGAAACUUCAUACUUGACAUCCUUCACGUGCAACUAAAGUUUAUUUCAGUUAAAUGUAUUGUUUCCUUUCUAGCUUUUUUUUAAUUUUUUUAUUUACUUUACAAAACAAAUAGUUUGAACAAGCUCAACUAACUUGAUUUCAUUAAUUUGACCUGUUGUCGACCAAAUUUUAGCUUUAAAAGCCAAAGUGUUCUUUUCUUUGUCACUGUCAAAUAUUGGCAUAAAUGGAUACCUAAAAUUAGUGUUUAAUGUAAUAACCUCAACAUUUUAGUCGAGGUAUUGUAUUUCAAUCCAAAACAUUUGGUGUUGUUCAAUUUUAAAACAAUUGAUUAAUGUUCCAUUAUGUUUUCUGCCUGAAGGUGAAAGGUUGUUUACUGGAUACAUCGUAGUAUGGUACUUAAGAAAUAUUUUUUUAAAUACAUUUUUAUUUGUUAUUUUUCGCCAAUUUAUUUUUCCUUUAGUGAUGUGUGCUCUUAUUCAGUGUUCUUUCAAUUACUUCAAUAUGCAUUAUAAUUGGAUAGGACAUUAUUCAUACCGUUGAAAUUGGCAUUCUAAAGAGUCGGGAAGGCAGAAAGACCUGUUAGUGCUGCUUUUGUGCCUUUUUAGUCUGUAAAUAUCCAUUUUUAAAAAUUGUAGACAUGCUCUUGGGCAUGGUUAUACUUCAGUUGUUCGUUAAAAAAGCAACUUGCAUUUAAACGACACUUCCAUAUUGAUAUUUAUUUUGAUUGGUUAAUUUUAUUUUCAUCAAGUGAUUUCAAAACAAAUGGCACAACACAAAAGUAGCACGAACUAUUUAGUAAAUCCCCUGUGAAACAGAAUGCAAAUAUACUGUGUCCAUUCUGCUGUUGGGAGAUGUAUCUCCAGUCAGGUUCUCUUACGAAGGAUAGGUAAGGUCACAAGUUUACCAUACAAAAUAUCUGCACAGUAAUCUUUCCAUGCUGGCUUUAUGGAGAAUUGAAGUCUACUGAACUUUCCUUGUUUUCAUAGUGAUAUUAUCUGUUUAGACAUGAUUGGCUGGUGUUGGUCUGUGGUUGUGAUUUUAGGGAUUCACAGACAAUGCUUGAGAUCCCCCGUUUUCUCUUCAUUGUGGUAAAUCUGUUAUCAAACAUGAUCUUGCAGGCGCCAAGCCUCUUCUGUACAUCUCAUGUCUGGUAAGUGAUUUCUCCAAUCAAGGGAUUAAGGGGAUGGUACAUAGUUCCUGCUUCUCUAACCAGGUUGUUGUAAAGUGAAGGGUGUCAAUUAGCCUGCGUUACAGGCAGAGUAAGGAAGCAUUGACACAAGUCUCCCCAGGGUCCCAACAACAGCCCAGCUUCGGCCGUGAUGGACUAGAGAAGGGUGAGGCGCCUGACUGAUGGUUGUCGGUCGUAUAUACAGACUUAUGUAAUCAGUGUGUUGCUUGCUGGUGGUUAGGCCCCUAUUGAAGAACUUGACAGAAUGACUAGUCAGUGACUCAAAUAACUUGCCAUCUUGGGAUGUCGGAUUUUAGAAUUUAUAUUUUCAAUAAGGUGUCACUGCAUAUUGGAAGCCAUUUGUGAACAAAUGAUGCACCACAUCUGCAUUCCUAAAGUGGUGUGUAUUUUGUACAUAGACGAGUCCUACAGCGAUUCAACAAGAAUGUUCUGACUCAUUGUAUAGUUAUUUUUUACAGCUUUGAGGUAAGAUGUUUGUUUUUUUGUAAGUCAAAAAAUAUAUAUAAAUGGUCCUUAAUAUGUAACACAUGUUGAGGACAUGGGGGAGGGGGGGGGGGGUGUCUACAGUGCACUGUCUUGUUGAAUUUCUCAAAAUAAAGUAGUUGAUUUUCUUGA
Molecule: messenger RNA, 4412 nt
Organism: Osmerus eperlanus (European smelt)
Lineage: Eukaryota; Metazoa; Chordata; Actinopteri; Osmeriformes; Osmeridae
Gene: cpsf6
Product: cleavage and polyadenylation specific factor 6
Exons: 13
Coding region: 78-2000 (640 amino acids)
Biological process (GO): mRNA alternative polyadenylation
Cellular component (GO): mRNA cleavage and polyadenylation specificity factor complex
Molecular function (GO): mRNA binding
Source: RefSeq, a predicted model, not a curated record